UCCUGUAAUUUUAUUAUUAGUAUUUUAAUUAUUAUAGUUAUAAUUAUAUGAAAAAAUAUACGUAUCACCUUCGUGUUCCAUGAUAAUUUAAUAAUAAUAAAAAAAUUCAUAAAUCGGCGACGGCGAUCUCCGAUUUCUUUUUUCCGAUCAAAGUAAUAAAUUAUGUUGUCAUUACAAACCGAUCAGCGGCAGCAACUGCAGCAGCAGUUUCAGCAGCAGCAGCAACAAGCAGCAGCAGCAGCUAGGGUUUCAUUUAAUAAUAAUCAAAAUAUUAUUAUUAAUGGAGAACGUGAAGCUUCGUAUGUUUUGUCGACGGAAAUUGAUCCCGCUGUUAAUUUGAAACUUUCUCAGGGACUUGAUAUACGUGAAGCCGAUGAAGAGACGCACAUGUCCCUUGCUCAUCAGAAGUACAAAUCUGGAGACUUUAGACAGGCAUUAGAUCAUAGCAAGGUUGUUUAUGAUAGAAACCCGUUACGAACAGAUAAUCUUCUUCUCUUGGGGGCAAUAUAUUAUCAGUUACAUGACUUUGACAUGUGUAUCGCAAAGAAUGAAGAAGCUCUCCGGAUUGAUCGGAAUUUUGCUGAAUGCUACGGGAAUAUGGCAAAUGCAUGGAAGGAAAAGGGUAAUAUUGAUGUUGCUAUCCGCUACUAUUUGGUUGCAAUCGAGCUUCGUCCCAAUUUUGCGGAUGCAUGGUCGAACUUGGGAAGUGCUUACAUGCGGAAAGGAAGGUUAACUGAAGCUGCUCAAUGCUGUCGCCAGGCUCUUUCUUUGAAUCCUCGUUUGGUUGAUGCUCACAGCAACCUUGGAAACUUGAUGAAAGCACAAGGAUUGGUGCAAGAUGCAUACAAUUGCUACGUGGAGGCACUUCGUAUACAACCAACUUUUGCCAUUGCGUGGUCCAACCUCGCUGGUCUUUUUAUGGAGUCCGGUGAUCUAAACAGGGCACUCCAGUAUUACAAGGAGGCGGUCAAACUCAAACCAACAUUUUCUGAUGCCUACUUGAACCUGGGAAAUGUGUACAAGGCUUUGGGAAUGGCUCCGGAAGCUAUUGUAUGUUAUCAACGUGCUCUUCAGUCUAAACCAGACUAUGCCAUGGCUUUUGGGAAUUUAGCUAGCAUAUAUUAUGAGCAAGGUAACUUGGAGAUGGCAAUUAGCCAUUAUAAGCAGGCUAUCAGUCGCGAUACUGGAUUUUUGGAAGCAUAUAAUAAUCUGGGAAAUGCACUUAAGGAUGCUGGCAAAGUUGAAGAAGCCAUUCAUUGCUACCGGCAAUGUCUUUCUCUGCAACCAAGCCAUCCUCAGGCCCUCACUAAUCUCGGAAACAUAUAUAUGGAGUGGAAUAUGAUGACAGCUGCUGCACAAUGUUACAAGGCAACUUUAACUGUAACAACAGGAUUGUCGGCUCCUUUUAACAACCUGGCAAUAAUAUAUAAGCAGCAGGGUAAUUAUGCUGAUGCUAUAUCUUGCUACAAUGAAGUUCUUCGUAUUGAUCCUCUGGCUGCUGAUGGUCUUGUUAAUCGUGGAAACACUUACAAGGAGAUUGGGAGAGUUAAUGAAGCAAUUCAAGACUACUCGCAUGCUAUUGUGAUACGCCCAAACAUGGCUGAAGCUCAUGCUAAUCUGGCUUCAGCUUAUAAAGACAGUGGACAUGUGGAAGCAGCUAUUAAAAGCUAUCGCCAAGCAUUGGCCAUACGUCCUGAUUUUCCUGAAGCAACUUGUAAUCUGCUGCACACAUUACAGUGUGUAUGCGACUGGGAUGACAGGAAAAGGAUGUUCAUCGAAGUUGAAAGUAUACUUCGGAGACAAAUCAAGAUGUCGGUUAUUCCUAGUGUGCAACCUUUCCAUGCAAUUGCAUAUCCUCUUGAUCCUUUGCUUGCACUUGAAAUCAGUCGCAAAUAUGCUGCACACUGUUCUGUCAUUGCAAGCCGUUUUUCGCUUCCUACUUUCAACCAUCCGCUUCCUGUACCAAUAAAGAGUUCAGGGGGUAACAAGCGGCUGAAAAUCGGAUAUGUGAGCAGUGAUUUUGGAAACCAUCCAUUGUCACAUUUGAUGGGAUCCGUAUUUGGCAUGCAUAAUCGAGAAAACGUUGAGGUCUUCUGCUAUGCUUUGAGUGCAAAUGAUGGAAGUGAAUGGAGGCUCCGUAUCCAGUCAGAAGCCGAACACUUUAAGGAUGUUUCAGCGAUGACUUCUGAUAUGAUUGCAAGGUUGUUAAAUGAUGAUCAGAUACAGAUACUCAUCAACCUCAAUGGUUAUACUAAGGGGGCUAGAAAUGAAAUCUUUGCUCUGCAGCCUGCACCCAUUCAAGUGUCAUAUAUGGGGUUCCCUGGUACAACUGGCGCCAACUACAUACAGUAUCUGGUCACUGAUGAAUUUGUUUCUCCAACUCGCUUUGCUCAUAUUUACUCCGAGAAGCUUGUGCAUCUCCCUCAUUGCUACUUUGUCAACGACUAUAAGCAGAAAAAUCUUGAUGUGUUGGAUGAAAACUGUCGGCCCAAACGAUCAGCUUAUGGCUUGCCAGAGAACAAAUUCAUAUUUGGUUGUUUUAAUCAGCUUUACAAAAUGGAUCCUGAAAUCUUUAUGACUUGGUGCAAUAUUUUGAAGCGUGUUCCCAAUAGUGCACUUUGGCUUCUGAGGUUCCCAGCUGCCGGUGAAAUGAGACUUCGUGCAUAUGCCUCGGCUCAGGGUGUGCAGCCAGACCAGAUUAUUUUCACUGAUGUUGCUAUGAAGAAUGAACACAUCAGAAGAAGUUCUUUGGCAGAUCUUUGCCUUGACACGCCAUUAUGCAAUGCACAUACAACAGGCACGGAUGUUCUUUGGGCUGGUUUACCAAUGGUGACUCUUCCCCUUGAAAAAAUGGCGACUAGAGUUGCUGGUUCACUUUGCCUAGCCACUGGAGUUGGCGAGGAAAUGAUUGUCAACAGUAUGAAGGAGUAUGAAGAUAGGGCAGUGUAUCUUGCUUUAAACCGGACGAAGCUUCAAGACCUGACAAACAAACUCAAGUUAUCACGGCUUAGCUGUCCUCUGUUUGAUACAUCCCGCUGGGUGAAAAAUCUGGAGAGGUCAUACUUUAAAAUGUGGAAUUUGCACUGCUCCGGCCAACAGCCUCAACACUUUAAAGUGGCUGAGAAUGAUUCUGAGUUUCCUUUUGACCAUUAGUGAUAGGUGUGAGUGAGACGAGGGCGGGAAUGUUGAUGCGUCGGAAGAGAAUGUAUAUCAUUAUAUAAUUGUGGUUUUAGGAUGAUGUAGACACCUAGUAUCUAAAUAUGGUUUGUAGUAUGCAAGAGGUAUAUGAGAUGUGUUACUCAUAUAAUUUCUCUUAUCAUCAUCAGAAUAUGACCCAAACCGUUUGUUGAAGUGAAGUUUAUAUCCGAAUUGCUUUAUGUAUCAAGCUUCACAAUAUUGGAUGCA
Erigeron canadensis is the source of this 3405-nucleotide messenger RNA. RefSeq names its product probable UDP-N-acetylglucosamine--peptide N-acetylglucosaminyltransferase SEC. NCBI's taxonomy places the organism in Eukaryota, Viridiplantae, Streptophyta, Magnoliopsida, Asterales, Asteraceae. The transcript has 28 exons. The record is from RefSeq and is a predicted model, not a curated record. Gene Ontology annotation, biological process: protein O-linked glycosylation. The coding region runs from base 163 to 3153 and encodes 996 amino acids. Gene Ontology annotation, molecular function: protein binding; protein N-acetylglucosaminyltransferase activity.